AAAUUUUUGGAAGUUUAAAACGGAAAUAAAAUAAGUUUCAAGUGUAAAUUAGUGAAAAAAGCGUCAAGGAUGUCAGGAUUAAAGUGAUUAUCAGUCGAGGAUGAGCGUUCGUCCAAGUGUCCAGCAUGCGUGUCACCCCAAACGGCAACAGACGAGGAUUCUUCCAGUUUUCGCCAAUUCUAGUCACGUUUUUAGCGUUUGCCCAAUUUAGGUACGUUUGUUGCAUUCUGUCGCUGAACGCCGAAGUAAUUUGCGCGCGAGUGUCGGGACUGACGGCGAAACAGCGCGAAAUGUGUCGUACAGAUCCGGAUGCGAUGGUUGCCAUCGGGGAUGGAGUCCGAUUAGCUCGCCAAGAAUGUCGAUAUCAAUUCCGGCAUCAACGAUGGAAUUGCACAGCAAUUGGAAAUCCGGAAUCUUUUGGACACGUUGUUGUUGUUGGUUCAAGAGAAGCAGCUUUCACCUACGCGAUACACAGCGCAGGGGUGACCUACGCCAUUACAGCCGCAUGCGCACGAGGUAACAUCUCCACCUGCGGAUGUGCAACAGGUCCACGCCCUCGGGAACACCCUGCUGGAUGGAAGUGGUCGGGGUGUAGUGUAGACGUUGCAUUUGGGAUGCGUUUUGCGCGGAAAUUCCUCGAUGCCAGGGAACUUGAAGGCGACGAGCGGUCUCUCAUGAAUUUACACAAUAACAAAGCUGGUCGUAAGGCGAUUAAAUUGAAUCUCAUCACCGAAUGUAAAUGCCAUGGUGUAUCUGGCAGUUGUACGAUGAAAACCUGCUGGAAAUCUUUACCACCAUUCCGCCAUAUUGGUGAUAAUUUAAUGAAAAAGUAUUAUCGCGCACGGUCGGUAGCCACCAUGACAGCACAACCUCAACUUACAUUACACAAACGUCUAGCUCCGAUUAGACCUCAAGAUUUACUCACAACCACUGGUAAAAUUCAUCUAGUGCUUAAAAAAGGCAGAAUUCCCACGAAAAAACGUCCAAAACAAACAGAUUUAGUAUUUUUACAAUCAUCUCCGAAUUAUUGUGAGAAAGAUCUGGCGUCUGGUUCACUCGGAACCUACGGCAGGAAUUGCAAUAGAACUUCACAAGGUCACGACGGUUGUAAUCUCAUGUGUUGUGGACGAGGAUACAACACGCACCAGUUCAAUAGACAGUGGCAGUGCAAUUGCAAGUUUCACUGGUGCUGCCAGGUGCAAUGCGACACGUGCAGCGAACGAGUAGAAGAAUACACCUGUAAAUAGCGUUGCCAUGUUGGCGACACCCUGUAGAAGGAAUUACUUAUAUGCAUAUUUUUAUACGUCUAUUAUUCGUUUCAAGUCUGAACGCGAGGAAUACUCAUUUAAUGAUAUAAUUUAUUGCGGUAGUGUCAACAUGUAAAUAGUUUAAUUAUUAGUAACGGAUUAAUUCAUUUCUAACGCUAAUGAACGGAAUGCUGAGACGGUUUGAUUAAUUACCAUCAUUGAAGUAAUUGCACAUAUUAAUAUCAAAGUGGAAUAAAAAUGAUUAAUACCGACAUGUUUUAUUUA
Messenger RNA from Dalotia coriaria, 1532 nucleotides. Its product is annotated as protein Wnt-7b-like. The record is from RefSeq and is a predicted model, not a curated record. Gene Ontology annotation, cellular component: extracellular region. Gene Ontology annotation, biological process: cell fate commitment; neuron differentiation; multicellular organism development. Lineage: Eukaryota; Metazoa; Arthropoda; Insecta; Coleoptera; Staphylinidae. Gene Ontology annotation, molecular function: frizzled binding; cytokine activity.